AUGUGUUUCAUAUACACGACGAGGUUUUCGCGUGGGAUAAUUCCAAACACGAUAGAUGUGCAACAAAACUAUCUAUCAAACACUGAAGGUCACGAGGUGUUUGCAAGAAGAUUCGUUUAUUGCUUCUCGAACAUUUGGUUUUAUCGUUCUCGAACAUUCAAGCGUGGGAACCAACUUGGCGUUUACAGAAAUGAUAACCACAUCCUGCCGCAGUUUCUAAAUUUAAACCUUCGAUUUUUGAUUAUAACAUUAUUGAAGCUUACAACGACCGCGGUUUCAAAGCCGCAAGGCGACUUAAGAGAUAUGCCUGGCUUUUUCCAGCCAAUAUCACACAUAUCAAAACCCUUCUCAUCGAGAAAUAUCGACAUCGAAUUGAAAGACAACGACCGAUGA
This is a messenger RNA of Botrytis deweyae, 393 nucleotides long. RefSeq lists its product as uncharacterized. NCBI's taxonomy places the organism in Eukaryota, Fungi, Ascomycota, Leotiomycetes, Helotiales, Sclerotiniaceae. The transcript has 2 exons. The coding region runs from base 1 to 393 and encodes 130 amino acids. The record is from RefSeq and is a predicted model, not a curated record.